AUGAAAACCAGUAUUCACUCAUUAUUCAUUUUUUUCAUUAUCUUCUUCAUUGUUCUUUGCUUUUUUGACUCAACAAUCCUCAGUUUUGGAAAGAAAAUGGGGGAACAAAAAGCUAAAGAAACCCAUAUCCUGACAAUCCCUUUCCCUGCUCAAGGUCAUAUAAACCCAAUGCUCCAAUUAUCCAAACGUUUAGCCUCAAAAAACCUCAGAGUAACUCUAGUCACCACCACUUCUUCUCGCUUCACCAUUCAAGGCUUAGCUGAAACCAGCUCCAUCAAAAUUGAGCCCAUUUCCGACGGAUUUGAAACAGGAGUUACACUCCAAAACGCCAAUGAGUACAGUAAACGUUUCAGAGUUGUGUUUCCGCAAAGCCUGGCGAAGCUCGUUGAAAAGUAUGAAUGUUCAGGCUGCCCUGUUAAGUUCAUCGUUUAUGACUCGGCUAUUCCAUGGAUGCUUGACGUUGCAAGAGGGUUUGGCCUCGAUGGAGCUCCAUUUUUCACUCAGCCUUGGGCUGUAAACGCGAUUUAUUAUCAUUUUCAUCAGGGGAAAUUGGAGUUUCCUGUUAAAGGAUCUGUGGUUUCGUUGCCUGCGAUGCCGCCGCUUGGGAUUGAUGAUCUUCCAUCGUUCAUUUCUGAACCUGGCUCUUAUCCAUCUUUCCUCGACGCGGUCUUGAAUCAAUUUUCAAAUAUUCAUGAGCCAAAAUGGACCUUGUGUAAUACUUUCCUAGAGCUGGAAGAUGAGGUUGUGAACUUCAUGGCAAGUAAAUGUCCUAUUCAGACAAUUGGACCAACAAUCCCAUCAAUUUACCUGGACAAGAGGUUGCAAGAUGAUAAUGAUUAUGGUCUGAGCCUCUUCAAACCAAUGACUGAAACUUGCAAGACAUGGCUAGACUCAAAGGAAAUCAACUCAGUUGUUUAUGUAUCAUUUGGAAGCUUGGCAGCCCUAGGAGAAGAGCAAAUGGAGGAAAUUGCAUGGGGGCUGAAGAGAAGCAACUUCUUCUUCUUGUGGGUGGUGAGGGAACCUGAAUUCACAAAACUUCCGAGAAAUUUCCCCGAGGAAUCAUCUGAAAAGGGUUUGGUUGUGAGUUGGAGUCCUCAACUUGAAGUUCUUGCUCAUAAAUCAGUGGGUUGUUUCUUGACUCAUUGUGGGUGGAACUCCACGCUGGAGGCACUGAGCUUGGGGGUGCCGAUGGUGGCAAUGCCGCAGUGGACGGAUCAAACAACCAAUGCCAAGUUUGUUGAAGAUGUGUGGCAGGUGGGGGUUAGAGUAAGAGCUAAUGAGAAAAGGAUUGUGACCAGAGAAGAAAUUGAGAUUUGUAUAAAGGAAGUCAUGGAAGGAGAAAGAUCAAAUAAUAUAAGAAAGAACACUGAGAAGUGGAAAAAAUUGGCCAAGGAGGCAGUAGAUGAAGGUGGAAGCUCUGAUAAGAACUUAGAGGAAUUUGUCACACAGCUUCUAUCUAGUUGAUAUGGUUGUUGGAUUUGAAAACUUUAAUUGAUGCUCUUCAAAGUAGGGGUGAGCCUGAUUCAAGCUAGUUCGGAUUGAAUCUAUAAUUCAAUACAAAUAAGUCAAUUUUUAGUUAGAAGUUCAACUUAAAAAUUCAACGUGUAAUAAAGUAUGUAAUAUUAUAUAAAUAAAACUAUACAUAUAAAUAAA
This is a messenger RNA of Mangifera indica (mango), 1653 nucleotides long. Its product is annotated as mogroside IE synthase-like. Gene Ontology annotation, molecular function: UDP-glycosyltransferase activity. The transcript is spliced from 2 exons. Bases 1 to 1464 code for a protein of 487 amino acids. The record is from RefSeq and is a predicted model, not a curated record. Lineage: Eukaryota; Viridiplantae; Streptophyta; Magnoliopsida; Sapindales; Anacardiaceae.